This is a messenger RNA of Eucalyptus grandis, 1636 nucleotides long. RefSeq names its product transmembrane protein 208 homolog. NCBI's taxonomy places the organism in Eukaryota, Viridiplantae, Streptophyta, Magnoliopsida, Myrtales, Myrtaceae. The record is from RefSeq and is a predicted model, not a curated record. The coding region runs from base 578 to 1372 and encodes 264 amino acids. Gene Ontology annotation, cellular component: intracellular membrane-bounded organelle. The transcript is spliced from 6 exons. Gene Ontology annotation, biological process: vacuolar protein processing.
UUAAAACGCAACCGAAGAACCUCGUAUCGAGCUCAAAGCGAGCGAGCGAGAGAGAGUGAGAGAGAGAUGGCGAAUCAAGGAGCGAAGAAGCGCAAGGAGGAGAACGCGCGCCACAUGGCGAGGCUCCGUCACCUCAUCAUCGCCUGCAACUGAAGGGCUUGAAGUGUGGCCGGAUUUGAUCACUUCUGCUGAUUGUGCUGGUUAGGAUCUGGUUAGUGGGUUUCCCUCAAAUGUACCGGUAACUUUACUGAUGGUUCAUCGAAUGAAUUUUAAGUUCUCUCUUGAGUUCUUCCUCCUUUCUAGUUGUUCAUCCCUUAAAAUCUUCUUUUGCUAAUUGCAACACACAAAAAAUGAUCCUUCAUUUCAGAUUCUUGAAGGAUUAUUCAAUGGUCUGUACUUGUAAUCAUGAUGAUAUCAUAGAGAUGCUAGCAGAAAGCUUUUUGAGACUACUAGAUUAGAUUCUACUUGGAGUUUCAUGACAUGAUCUCUAUUGUAAUGUGCGCUUUCUUUUGGUAAAUGUUGAUGUUCUAUUGGUAAAUCUGAAAGCUGUGAGGUCAAGUAUGUGGUUGAAGAUAAGAUGGAGAUAUGUUCAAAAUGGUACUUGGAAAUUGCUGAGAUUUGUGACGGCAAAGACAUUUUGAAGGUUUACAUGUAUCCUGCAUCUAAUAGUUGUAUGAAUUUUGGCAAGCUUUCAGUUUGUGAAAGAACCUUUAGUGUUAUGUCUACAAGCUCUGGACUUCUUGCAAUUGGUUGUGAUAAUUUCUUCUUAAGACUUUCCUAUGCAAUCUCACUACUGCAUGAGAUGAGGAGGAGAAUUGGGACCAGGACCAUUGGGCUUCCUAUUGUAAUAUUAGAGGGGAUAUGGAAAACUCAGGAAGAAGAAGAAAUGGAAGCAAAUCCAUAUGGACAAGGGUUUCUUGAGGGGAUGGAGUUGGUUAUAUACAUUUUACUGAGAAUGCUUAUCUUUCACUCCUCUUUCACCUGGAAACAUUGGGUGGGGCUGCUAGUCACAUCUGCAUCAUAUGCAGUUCCAUACCUGCAACUUGCUAAAAUGGCCCAGCCUACUUAUGCUGCUGAUGGAGAGCUUCUAGACGGUGGAUUCAACAUGAGUACAGGUGGAGUCUGUGGAUAUCUGCAUGACGUGAUCUUCAUUACAAGUUUUGUGCAAGUGGCAUCCAUCAUUUCAGGGAAAUUCUGGUACACAUAUUUGGUGAUUCCUGCAUUUGGAGCAUAUAAAUCUUUUGGCUUUGUUAAGGGAUUUCUGCCGACAGGUUCUGAGGAUGCCUUGGAAGAUGAUAAAACUCGCAAGAAGAGAGAGAAGAUGGAGAAAAGAACUUCAAGAACCAAGUUUGUCAAGACAAGAGCUAGAUAGAUCUAGUAAACGAUUCGGCAGAUUCAGUGGAUGAAAAAUUAGCAGUUGGACUGUAGUUUUGAGGUCACUGAACCGUUUUCUGUUUGUUGGAUUAGCAACAUAAUUGUUCAUCCAGAGCAAAAUCGAAUUCGGUACUCUCUCUCUCUCUCUCACACACAUAUGCCAUGGAUGAUACAAUUUUUGACAUCUGUCCUUCAUGUUGUUCAUGAUGCUAAUUCAAAAUGAGAAAUACUCCGGUGGCCUACUCUUUUAAAUUUUGAUUCA